Dermatophagoides farinae (American house dust mite) is the source of this 722-nucleotide messenger RNA. Its product is annotated as 10 kDa heat shock protein, mitochondrial. Gene Ontology annotation, cellular component: mitochondrion; mitochondrial matrix. Lineage: Eukaryota; Metazoa; Arthropoda; Arachnida; Sarcoptiformes; Pyroglyphidae. The record is from RefSeq and is a predicted model, not a curated record. Gene Ontology annotation, molecular function: protein folding chaperone; protein-folding chaperone binding; metal ion binding.
AAUAAAAUCGAACACAUACGCAUAUCAAAUGAAUUGAAUGGAUCUGGAUGAUGAUGAUAUAUUCGAAUUUUUUUUUUCAUUUGGCUAUAACUUUUCUCGAAUGUUCUACAGACAUGCGCAACAUCGUUGAUCGAAUCGAAGUUAAGCAGCACAUGUUCACAUUAUCUAUUUGCUUCAAGUAAAGACAAGUCACAUUUAUUGCCAUUUACAUUUGAUCAACGAUUUGCAUCAUACAUUUUUUUAAAAGCAUUUUCAAUCAAUUUCAUCAAUCUAACAAAAAAUAAUAAAAAUGGCCGGUAAUAUUGGACGUCGAUUAAUUCCAUUGUUGGAUCGUGUACUUGUCGAACGAUUUAUACCACAAACAACAACAAAAGGUGGUAUUGUUCUACCAGAAAAAGCACAGAAUAAAAUACCAACCGGUACUGUUGUUGCUGCUGGUCCUGGACGUACAACUGAAAAAGGUGACGUUAUUCCGAUGGGCGUGAAAACCGGUGACAAAGUACUCUUGCCAGAAUAUGGUGGUACAAAAGUCGAAAUCGAAGAUAAAGAGUAUUAUAUAUUCCGUGAUUCGGAAAUUCUUGGAAAAUGGCAAGACUAAUAUAAAUAAUGAUGAUUGGGAUCAUUUCACAUUUUCAGCUACAUAUUUUUUUCUGUCCAAAAUCAUUUCAUAAUAAAUAUCAAUUAGUUUAAUUUUGUACAAAAGAAUGAAUUGCUGUCCAAAA